AUGCCCCGAACGACGUCCUCCUCCUCCCCAUCCUCGUCCUCGUCCUCGUCUUCCCCCACCCCUUCAUCCUCCAAUUCCAAAACUCCCAGCACCGACCCCGACCCCGAUAGAGCGCACACGACCGCCCUCCCCUCCCUCAGCCUCAUGGCCCCUCGCAGACCACACAUCCUCCCUCGGAUCGACGAGCCCUCAUUCCCCCUUCCAGCCCAGCACAGGCGCGCCCUCUGCUCACCGAGCGUGAUCCGGCGACUGCUGUUCUUCUCGUUCAUUGCGUGUGUGGGGCUGUGGAUGCUGGGGAGAGGGGGGAGGAAGGAGAGACUGUGGGAUUAUUAUGCUGGUGAAGAAGCACAUUACCCGGACUCGCCCUUACCCCCCACCCCGCCUUCAAUGCCGGAACCGGACGAAGUCGUCUCCUACCUUCCUGUGCCUGUACCGGAAUACGAGGACCUCCCACCGCCAGACCGCCCGCCUAUAUCAUACGACGAGGAGGACGGUCUUCCCCUUCCCUCCUCCUCCUCCUCCUCUCCCCAAACUACAGGCCCAAAGACAUACGAAGACGACCCCGAUCCUAGUGGGACGGUGCACUGUUCUUCCCCCGUCUCUGGAAAGUCUAUCGUCCAGUAUGCGCUGAUGCUCGAUGCCGGCUCCCAAGGGUCAAGGAUCCACGUGUACAAGUUUCAUAACUGCCUGUCCUCGCCCGCCCUCGAGUGGGAAGUGUUUGUCCAGACCCGGCCUGGUCUGAGCGCGUACGCGUCCAACGCCCAGGCUGCGGCGGAGAGCUUGGACGGGCUGAUGCAGGAGGCGGUCAGGGUCGUCCCGGAGAAACUGAGGGGUUGUACGCCUGUUGCGGUCAAGGCGACUGCUGGGCUCAGACUGCUCGGAGUGGAGGAGAGCAAGGAGAUCCUUUUGGCUGUGGAGAGGAGGUUGAGGGAGUACCCUUUCCAGGUCAUCGAUAAUGGAGUGGUGAUCAUGGAUGGGAAGGAUGAGGGCGUCUAUGCGUGGAUCACGGCUAACUACCUCCUGGGAACGAUCGGUUCCUCUGCCACGGCUUCCCACAGCACGUACGCCGUGCUCGACCUCGGGGGCGCCUCGACCCAAAUCGUGUUCGAGCCUCGGUUCCCUACGCCCGACUCGGCGCUAGAAGAAGGCGACCAUAAGUACACCCUGCACUUCUCUGGCCGCACACACUCCCUCUACCAGCACUCGUACCUCGGCUAUGGGACGAUGCAGGCCCGCAGGCACGUGCAUAACCUUGUUGGGUUCAUGUGGGACUUUGCAAAAGAGGGAGGAAGGGGACUGCAUGAGUUUGAACUGGUGGGAAACCCUUGCUUGGCUAGGGGGACGCAGAAGCUUGUGGAACUGGAGCUGAACGAUAAGGUUAACGUGACGAUGCUUGGUGCGGAUGUGGGCAGCUUCGAGGGGUGCAAUAGGGUGGUGGAACUUGUCAUGGCUAAGGAUGCGUAUGUCUUCAUCUUUACUUUUGCUAUAGUGUCUAACCGUGUUGGUAGGAUCUGCCAUGUCAAGCCCUGCGCGUUCAACGGCGUGUACCAGCCCUCGAUCCUCGAUACGUUCCAGACCGGCGGCAUACUCAUCCUCUCCUACUUCUACGACCGUCUCACGCCCCUCCUCCCCCCUCUCAGCGCAGACUCCGUCCGCUCCAUCCCCAUAAGCACAUUUGCCGACCUGGCCGAGCGUGUCUGUGCCGGCCCCUCCUCCUGGGCAGAAAACUUCAGCCACCUGGGGGAAGAAGUGCUCUCCGAACUCGAGGGAAGACCAGAAUGGUGCCUCGACCUCACCUUCCAGCACGCGCUCCUUCGCCUAGGUUACGAAUUCGGACCGGAGAGAAAGGUCAGGACGGAGAAACAGGUUGGCGGGGUGGAGCUUGGCUGGGCGCUCGGCGCGGCUCUGGCGAUGCUUGAUGGGGAAUUGGUAUGCAGGAUUUGAGCGCGUUUGGCCUAGACUUGUGGGCGUGUGUUUGUAUUUGUCCUCCUUUUGGAGGUUGAGGGAGGUUGAGGGCUUGAGCUGUGCUGUGUGAUACCUUGGAGUGGC
This is a messenger RNA of Dacryopinax primogenitus, 2049 nucleotides long. RefSeq lists its product as uncharacterized. Lineage: Eukaryota; Fungi; Basidiomycota; Dacrymycetes; Dacrymycetales; Dacrymycetaceae. The coding region runs from base 1 to 1944 and encodes 647 amino acids. The record is from RefSeq and is a predicted model, not a curated record. Gene Ontology annotation, cellular component: Golgi apparatus; membrane. Gene Ontology annotation, biological process: protein N-linked glycosylation; nucleoside diphosphate catabolic process. Gene Ontology annotation, molecular function: GDP phosphatase activity; UDP phosphatase activity. The transcript is spliced from 3 exons.